AUGAAUGAGAAUUAUUUACUGAAAUCAUAAGCUAAAAAGAAGGAUGCCCUUAUAGUACAAUUAUUAGAAAAGAAAAUAAAGGAAGGUGAAUAAGCUUUGAAAUCUGAAAGAAAAGGAAAAAAAAAUGGAUCUCAAACAAGGAGGGAUGAUAAAGAUUUAAGAAUUCACACAAGACUUAAAACUCUGAUUGAUUUAUUGCCAGAAGGGUUUUGA
Molecule: messenger RNA, 213 nt
Organism: Paramecium sonneborni
Lineage: Eukaryota; Ciliophora; Oligohymenophorea; Peniculida; Parameciidae
Source: the annotation of a GenBank genome assembly